Sesamum indicum (sesame) is the source of this 803-nucleotide messenger RNA. RefSeq names its product superoxide dismutase [Cu-Zn]. Gene Ontology annotation, biological process: superoxide metabolic process. NCBI's taxonomy places the organism in Eukaryota, Viridiplantae, Streptophyta, Magnoliopsida, Lamiales, Pedaliaceae. The record is from RefSeq and is a predicted model, not a curated record. Gene Ontology annotation, molecular function: copper ion binding.
GAUCUCCACCUACCCUUCUCUUCAUAUAUUGCGAAUUCUCACUAGAGCCUUCGCUUCACACUCGCUCUCUACCUCAACUCUAUAAACUCGAACCAGGGGUGCUCUGAGGUAAAACUAUUGAAGAGAAAGGGGAAAAAAACAGUAAUCUAUCACACAUAACCAUGGUGAAGGCCGUCGCAGUACUCAGCAGCAGUGAGGGUGUUAGCGGCAAAAUCUUCUUCACUCAGGAAGGAGAUGGUCCCACAACUGUUGUUGGAGACGUUAGUGGCCUUAAGCCUGGACUCCAUGGCUUUCAUGUGCAUGCCCUUGGUGACACCACCAAUGGUUGUAUGUCAACUGGACCUCACUUCAAUCCUGCUGGCAAAGAGCAUGGUGCUCCUGAGGAUGAGGUUCGCCAUGCUGGUGACCUUGGUAACAUCAAAGUUGGGGAAGAUGGAUCAGCCCACUUCGAAAUUGUUGACAAGCAGAUACCACUUGCAGGACCACAUUCCAUAAUUGGAAGAGCUGUGGUCGUUCAUGGCGAUCCUGAUGAUCUCGGAAAGGGUGGACAUGAACUGAGCAAAUCCACUGGAAAUGCUGGUGGAAGAGUUGCUUGCGGUAUCAUCGGCCUUCAAGCUGCGUAGAACCUGGUGCUUCACGCUUAGUGUGGCUUGGCUUAAAUCAUUUCCCCAGAUACUUUCUCUGAAACCGUUGCUACCUAUAGGGAUCGUAAUAAAGGGUUGUUAGAAUGGAAAGUUUCAUCUGUAAUCGUAUACUUGUUUAAAUCCUUUGGGUAAUGAAAGUUUGAUUUUAUCUUUCUGUUU